AUGCAUUCAGCUGGCAGCUCUUGUUCCGGGGCUGCCAGUCGCGGUAAUUAUUUGUGCGCUUUUCUCAACAUUCCUGACACCAAAGCAGCCAAUUUCCAAUCAAAGCAGGCUGAUGUACAGUACAGGUCUACAAAGGUUGCCGCGACACACAGAAAUAAAGGAGGCAGUAAAAGUCAGCCAACAUCCAGCAGAAACUCGGCUACACUGUUACCAGUGGAUAUUGAUGGGAUAGAAGCAGAAGAAGAUGCUGUGGAUGAAGGCAUCGAUGACUGCUCUAGUGGUGGAGGGAAUAUUUGGUCUUUAAAGAUUAAAAAUAGAUCUUCUUCAUAA
Molecule: messenger RNA, 330 nt
Organism: Protopolystoma xenopodis
Lineage: Eukaryota; Metazoa; Platyhelminthes; Monogenea; Polystomatidea; Polystomatidae
Source: the annotation of a GenBank genome assembly